AUGGCACCUAGCAGAGACAGAUUUAGCCCAUUGCCUCACUCUUUACUAUCCACCAUUGUUUCCUUGAUACCAUUUAAGGAAGCGGUAAGAACCUCAAUCCUCUCUAAAAGUUGGAUAGACAUUUUUAGGUCUACAUCCAACAUAGUAUUUGAUGAAGUUUUUUUUGUGAAAGAUGGUCAAAAUUAUCGAAUUAGACAAGCCCAAAGAAAGCGUUUUCUAGAGUUUAUGACACUUUGGAUUGCUAAUCAUACAGGAACUGUCAUUGACAAGUUCUUCUUAAGAUUAUCAAUUCCUGAAAAGGCUAAGAGGAUUGUAAGAAAAUGCAUUGUUUUUGCUACAAAACACGGGGUGAAGGAGUUGGAGUUGGACUUUUGUGAUCCAACAUUGGAUUGUUAUUUUACUACUAAUAUUAAUGGUGUGGCCUUGUUUGAAUUGCCAACACAUGUUUAUGACCACACUUGUCUUGAAUCUUUGAAGUUGUUUUCAUGUAGCUUUGUUGCGGCUGAGUUUCUUAACUUUAAUGCCUUCAAAGAAAUUUCUUUGGGUUGGAUGGAAGUGAAGCUCACUGCUAUUAAGACAUUGCUGUCAAAUUGCGAGGCGCUUGAGUGUUUAAGUCUCAAGAGGUGUUGGAAUUCAGAUGACUUUGAUUUAGGGGAGGAGAACCUAAGGUUGAGAAAAUUGGUCGUGGACCGAUGCAUGUUUAGAACCAAUAGUCUUUAUUUUAUAGUCAAUGCUCCAAACUUAAGACAUUUCUACUAUUGCGGGAUGAAUAAUGACUCAUUGGUUAUGGAUGUAUGUUCUCUUGUGAUGGAAGAAGAAGUUCUUGAGUUCUGCGUUGAGUUUGAAGGACAUGCUCUUUUUCUCUACAAACUGGUAGAAGAUAUCUCUGGUGUUAGUGUUUUGACUGUGUGCAGUUACUUCCUUCAGGUUAUUCCCACUGGGGGGUGUUUUCUUCGAAUGCCGCGUAGCUUGAACGUGAGGAGUUUGAUAAUAGAGACCUCUUUGGAUCAAAAUGAGUUUUUAGGAAUCACGUUCUUACUUAAUAGGUGUCUCGAAUUAGAGCAUCUCACUAUCAAAUUGGUUCAUCCAAAGAAAUACUUGGACUAUGAGUUACCAGUCAACUUUGACCUUGAGAGGUUUUGGACUAGUCAUGCAAAGGCUUAUAGUUGUAUGGUAUAUACUCUUAGCGAGGUGGAGAUCAAGGGCUUUACAGGUUCAAUGAAUGAGAUUUGUGUGCUUACCUAUUUCAUCACUACAGGGAGAGUCUUAAGAAAUAUGAUUAUCAACAUAUUGAAGGAUGAUGUUGCAGAUCAAGAUGAGAGGUUGGAUUCUUACUACUAUGACAUGACAAAAAUAUUAAUGAUUCAAAGGGCCUCAAGAAAUCUAGAGAUUUCAAUUUGUUAA
Molecule: messenger RNA, 1404 nt
Organism: Lotus japonicus
Lineage: Eukaryota; Viridiplantae; Streptophyta; Magnoliopsida; Fabales; Fabaceae
Product: putative F-box protein At3g29830
Exons: 3
Coding region: 1-1404 (467 amino acids)
Molecular function (GO): protein binding
Source: RefSeq, a predicted model, not a curated record